UCGGCUGCCGAGCCUCCGCCCCCCGCCAGCGACACAGGUGCCGAUGCGGGCAGCGAGGCCCCUGUGAACCCCCGCAAAAGAAAGAAAGCUUCCCGCGCCUGUGACUUCUGCCAUGUCAACCACCAGCCUUGUGACAAUGGCAAGCCAAAGUGUAGCGUCUGUGUGAAGCACAACAAGCCCUGCCUUUAUCUGCGGCCAACCAAGCGCCGCGGCCCCCAGAAGGGCUACCGUACCGCUCUCAACACAUACAAGGAGAGCGCCGCUGCUUGGGGUGCCGUACUGGGUGCCAUUCCCGGCCUGGAUGCUCUCAUCGAGGGCCACCUACACAGCACCACCGGCAAGGCUGUCGUGGCUUCCAUCAAGGACGGGAACCAGCAGGAUGCACUGAUUACCCAGUGGCAGGACAGCUCCGUCUUCCGCGCAUUCUUCGGCCACAACGGCCCCCCGCCAAACAGUGAAGGCCAAGGCGGCGAGGGAGCUACCAACGCCCAGUCUCUAGAAGCCGACGACGACGACCUUCCCGAGGAACAGAAUUCUGACCCGCCGAUCCGCUCGGCGCCUGCAAAGAGACAUGUUCUGCAGUCUCCCGCUCUUCUCCAGAGACGCCAGUCUCCCUCGCGUUCGCCUGCUCUGUCAGCUGCAGUCCCAGUCCCAGCCGCAGUUGAGUCCAAGACACCUGGCCCACACUCACUCUUGAGUCCCGCUUUCCGCCACCAAAGCAAGGUCUCAAACUCUCUGUCCGACAUAGUUGCCAAGGAUGCCGCGCAAGGGUCUUCAACCGCUUCACGGACCCUGGCGUCUCUAGGCUUCGCGCCAGACGAGACAAUUGCCGACUUCUACAGCAUGGGUUCCAACCCCGAGCCCAUAUCUCAACUCAACGACCAGGAAUUCGACCCGGCUCUUGGUUCCGAGCUGGAACAAAAGGCCUAUUAUGAGCUCCUCAUGGGACGCUCGUUC
This is a messenger RNA of Lasiosphaeria miniovina, 957 nucleotides long. RefSeq lists its product as uncharacterized. The transcript is spliced from 3 exons. The annotation marks the transcript as partial. Gene Ontology annotation, molecular function: zinc ion binding; DNA-binding transcription factor activity, RNA polymerase II-specific. The record is from RefSeq and is a predicted model, not a curated record. Gene Ontology annotation, biological process: regulation of DNA-templated transcription. NCBI's taxonomy places the organism in Eukaryota, Fungi, Ascomycota, Sordariomycetes, Sordariales, Lasiosphaeriaceae.